UCUGUAUUUAUAUCUUGCCCUGUAAUUUCCUUGAUUAGAUUUGUUAAAUAUCUAAUUAUACUUUCCCUCAAUUUUGCUAUGAUUGUCACUAUUUGCCUUUUGGGAUGUUUAAUAUAAUUGUAUUAAUUACUAAAACUAUCUCGAGAAAAACUUAUCUGUAUUGCUUUUUUCGACUUCCUUCAUAUACAUGGAAAUUCAAUCAUGAGUCAUGACAACCAUAGUGAUAUGGAGAGAGGAGUAUAUACUUACAGGAACAAGGAAAGGGGAUUUUUCUUUUAUCCUAGUUAUUGUCUUAUGAAUGUUUGCUCUUUAAUUUCGAGCUCUUUCAUUAUAUGUAUGCAUCUUAAAAGGUCUUUUCCACAAAGAAGAAUGAUAUAAAUGUACAUGAUGUGUGUUAUGUACAUCUUUUUACUGGAUGUGAGUCUGUAACGAUUUCAAACUGACAUUUUGACUAUAGAGUUCAGAAAACUUCAGUUGCUUUGAAUAUUAAAAAUGAAGAAUUUUCGAGCUCUGUGAUUCCUAUAAGAUAAUAGCUGUGAAGCCUUCCUCUUGCAUGAUAUUCUAGUUGCUUAUUUUUUUGGUAAAAGAUAGAUGAUUGCAGUCGUAGCAGUUUCAUCACUUUAAUUGGUAUAUCAUUAUCUUAUCCUAGGAAAGGAUAAAACACAAUUGAUUGCUUUGCAUCAGAUAAUAUAAUUUGAUGAUUGAUAUGCUGUGUAGAUGUAUAGGUGUAGCAUAAAUCGUUUUCCUAUGGUAAGUCUCAUAUUAUUGGGUUAAAAUUGCUGAUACUAGUAAAUUUGCUUUCCAUUUAGUGAUACAGAAUUUUUUCUCUUCCCAACUUUUUUUUUUCUUUUUUUUGGACACAUAUUUUUUCUAUAUUUUUCAUUUUUGUUUCUCCCUAUCCAGUAUUAUGAUAUUGUGAUGGUGAUAUGAAUAUACCAUUCUUGUUUAAUCCUUUUCACUUUAGCUCAGCAUUUCCACCAGGUGGAUACAAUGUGACACUUCAGCUCAGCCUCACUCAUUCUAGGGAGAAAGCUGGCUUGAAUUUGUUUUUAGUGCCUCUGAGUUGUGAAAUUUUUAGGAAAGUGGUCUAUCUUGACUUGUCCAUUGUCUGCAAUGAAUUUAUCCUUCAUAUGGUUUAUAAACUGUGAAAAAAUUUCUCCCAGUUAUGGAAAACAUUUUACUUUGUACGAAAGAAUGCCAUAUUUUCCUCUUUAUUUUUUACCUUGCGCUUUCUCUUUUUUCAUCCCUCGUCUCCCCACUAGGCUUCCACAUCUAUUUUUCUUCGCCUCUCUUAACAUUCUUUAUGAAGAACCAAACAAAAAACUUAAUUUAUAAUUGUGCUUCCCUUGGAAAUUGAUUUCCAUAGUAAUUCAAUUUUCCGUUGAUAAUGCUAUCUUCCGUGCCACCAAACAAAGCCUUAGCUGAUUCUUGUGCUAUUGUCUCUAUAAAGGUUAACGUGCGAUAUUUAUUAGAGAUUAGGAAUUGGGAUACCUAGUUGAUUACAAAGAAAAGUUAGUGUUGUAACCACCACAAAGGCAGAAACCUGAGGAUUAAUAAUAGUAAUUCUGAUGAGUUGAUAUCUAUCUCUCAAUAUACUAGGACUGGACCACUCGCUUUUCCAAAAGAAGAAGAUUUGAAGAUUAAAAGUUCUACCUCGCCUGAAAAUCUUUGCUGGGAGAGUUGUUUCUAAUGCUCUACCUACAAGAGAAGUGUUGGCUCGAAGAGUUCCUAGCUAUAUUGCAACAUGUGCGGUUUGUGGGAGGGAGGAGGAAGACGGUUUACACGCUUUACUCCACUGCCCUCUAACAGAAGGUGUGUGGAAGGUGUGUGGAGUCUGAGCUCAUUUAAUGUGAGAAGCAGUGUGCCCGGAGGUUUGGUGAGUGAUUGGUGGGAGUUUUGUUCCCAACAAAUGGAGGAGGAUGAGUGGGGAGCAUUUUGGACAACGGUGUGGGCAAUAUGGGGAGCUCGUUUCAAGUGGUUGAUGGAGGGGGAUCAACGUGAGCCUACUGAAACUUUAUCGUAUGCAUUGAAGAUAAAUAACGAAGUAUCGAGUGCUAGCCCAAUAGCUAACACGUCGGGUGUUGUGCUCUUGCCUUUUCCUACAGGGUGGUCGAAGCCCAAAGCCUCAUAUGUCAAAGUGAACACUGAUGCUGGGCAAAUAGGGUCAUUGGGGUGUGGUAUUGGAGUGGUAUGUAGAGAUGAGUUCGGUGAGGUGCUUGCUACAGGUACGUUUGAGCACCAAGUGGAGUCGGAGCCCAGAGUCGCGGAAGCAAAAGCCAUCUUCUAUGGCAUGAAGUUGGCGUUGGAGUUAGGCUAUAGUUGCGUUGAAGUUGAAAGUGAUAGUUUAAUGGCUAUCCAAGCUUUGAGAAGUGAUAAAGGGGGAUCUAGUGAAUUUAAUUUAAUUAUAGAUGAUGUGUUAGCUUUAGUUAGCUCCUUUAAUAAUGUUAUUCGAUCUUUUGUUAAACGUUUAAGGAAUAAGGUAACUCAUAUGUUGACUCACUUCCAACCUUGGGAGCUUGGCAAACAUAUUUGGGAUAAGGAUAUUUCGCUUGAUGAAAUUGCUAUUGUUUUGAAAGAUAUAAUAUGAUCCCCUUGAUGUGUUUACUUCAAA
Messenger RNA from Beta vulgaris subsp. vulgaris (sugar beet), 2611 nucleotides. RefSeq lists its product as uncharacterized. The record is from RefSeq and is a predicted model, not a curated record. Bases 1745 to 2587 code for a protein of 280 amino acids. The transcript is spliced from 3 exons. Lineage: Eukaryota; Viridiplantae; Streptophyta; Magnoliopsida; Caryophyllales; Amaranthaceae. Gene Ontology annotation, molecular function: nucleic acid binding; RNA-DNA hybrid ribonuclease activity.